Messenger RNA from Gavia stellata (red-throated loon), 1139 nucleotides. It is a transcript of the gene CHTF8, whose product is annotated as chromosome transmission fidelity factor 8. Gene Ontology annotation, cellular component: Ctf18 RFC-like complex. Gene Ontology annotation, biological process: mitotic sister chromatid cohesion. The record is from RefSeq and is a predicted model, not a curated record. Lineage: Eukaryota; Metazoa; Chordata; Aves; Gaviiformes; Gaviidae. Bases 38 to 403 code for a protein of 121 amino acids. The transcript is spliced from 4 exons.
GCGCUGCCCGACGGCGGCUCCGGCCCGGGCCCGGAAUAUGGUGCAGAUCGUCAUCUCCAGCGGGGGUGCUGGAGGCCUGGCGCAGUGGGUGCUGGUGGAGCUGCAGGGUGAGGUUGAGCCCCGGCAGAGCGGCGGGCUGGCAGGGAGCCUCCUGGGAGACCUGCAUUACACCCGUGAGGGCGUCCCCGUGCUCAUCGUGGGCCACCACAUCCUCUACGGGAAGGUAGUGCAGCUGGAGAAGCCCUUUGCCGUCCUGGUGAAGCGGAGAGCCGGCGAGCCCGGCCCUGAGCCCGGCCCCACGGGGCCACACGCCUCCUAUGCCGUCACCGCCCUCAUCAAAACCAAGCUCCUCUUCAAAACCCGCCCCAAGCCCAUCAUCACCAACGUGCCCAAGAAAGUGUGAAGACUCGGACUGGCGGACGUGAGCUCCGCGUUGCUGCCAGGCAGCCCUGGGCGCUGCGGCGGGGGCUUUGGGAGAUCAAAGGCUGGCCCCGGCCUCAUCACUGUCCUAUACGGAGGACUCCCAGAGCCACCUCGGGGCACUGGGUCCCACCUCUGGGCACCCAGAGCCCUUCCCAGGUCACCUGUCCCCCCUGUCAUGACUCUGUUUCUGAAGGCUGCCGAGCUGUGGGGCACAAACCCGGCUGCCAUCCCAGGUGAGAUGGGUCCUGGUGGGCAGGGACCUCCGCCGAGCCCGGGCAGGGCUGUCCUACCCCAGGGACUGCCCUCAGUGCCCAGACUUGGCCGUUCCCAGUGCGCUGCCAGCUCUGCCUGCCCUCCUGCCUGCAGCAGGGACCCACGGUGGUGCCAGUGUGCAGGUCGCUCUCCCUGACACCAUGCGUCCCCCUCUAAAAGCACCCCUGCAGCUGCAGGUACAGCUCGUGCCGGCCAGGGGCUCAGCCCCCACUUCCCUCGAGUCGCCUCGUGGCAUCAGAAUAGGGGGAGCAGGGCUACCACCCUCUUCCCCACACACCGCCCUUUCUCUGUGCAAGUCUUUAUUUUGACAAAUCCAUCAGGAUAUAAAAACAGACUUUUCCAAAAUAUGAAAAAAACCCCAGCAGGUUAAAAAAUAAAUAGAUUUACAAACAAUUAGCAAUAAGUAUGAAUACCAAAGAGCUACAAAAGUCUUCUAAAAAAUC